Molecule: messenger RNA, 3770 nt
Organism: Felis catus (domestic cat)
Lineage: Eukaryota; Metazoa; Chordata; Mammalia; Carnivora; Felidae
Gene: ZSWIM9
Product: zinc finger SWIM-type containing 9
Exons: 4
Coding region: 508-3213 (901 amino acids)
Molecular function (GO): zinc ion binding
Source: RefSeq, a predicted model, not a curated record
GCGGGCUGGGAGGGGCUGCACCCGGUGGGGAGGCGCAUCUGGACGUGGGGGAGCAUCUGGGGUGAUGAAGCCCAUCUGAAGACCAGGGGCCAUGUCUAGGACCAGGAUGCACAUCUGGGGAGUAGGAUAGCUGCGAAUGGGAGGAGCGAACCACAGCUGGACUUGGGGGAGCGUCUGGGCAGGAGGGACCACAGACAAAUAUCGGUGACACUUGUGAGAAUUGGCCACAAGUGACUGGGGCACACACCUGUGGGCGCAAAGUACGUACUGGAUGUGGAGAGGACAUCUGGAUAUGGGAGCAUCUCGGAGGCAGGGGCUACAGCUGGAUGUGGCGACCCAUGGGGUCACCUCUGGGAGAGGGGCAGCGGCUGCAUAUCGGAGAUACAUCCCGGGAGGAGGGAGCCACAGGUGCGUGAAGAAUAUGACCGGGGUUGCGGGGUCCGUGACUGGACGUCGGAGCACAUCUGGAGAUGGAACAUCUUUAGAAGAGGGCACAGGCGCCCCAGGAUGGAGUCCCCACCCAGCACGGCAGGCCAGGAGGAGCAGGAGCUGCGGGAGCGGGCCUUCUUCUCGUGGGCCGAGUUCAGCCGCUUCUUCGACGCGUGGUGCCAGCAGCGGCUGGCGCUCUUCUUCGUCAAGAGCUCCAUGCACCUGGCGCGCUGCCGCUGGGCCAGCGCGCCCCCGCUCUACACGCUCAUCGACGUGCUCAAGUACAGCUACGUGCGGCUCGUGUGCAAGGACGUGCGCGCGCCCAGCCGGCCCACCGUGGGGCCCCCCCAGCCCGGCUGCCCGGCCUUCAUCAUCGUGAAGCUGAGCCCGCUGCGGGACCGCCUCGUGGUGACAGAGUGCCAGCUGACCCACUCGCACCCGGCCUGCCCGCUCGAGUUCGCCUACUACUUCCGCCCGGGCCACCUGCUGGCCAACGCCUGCCUGCCCGUGCGCACCACCAACAAGAUCUCCAAGCAGUUCGUGGCCCCCGCCGACGUGCACCGCCUGCUCUCUUACUGCAAGGGCCGCGACCACGGCGUCCUGGACGCCCUGCACGUGCUCGAGGGGCUCUUCCGCACCGACCCCGAGGCCAAGGUGAAGCUGGUGUUCGUGGAGGACCAGGCGGUGGUGGAGACCGUGUUCUUCCUGACGUCGCGCACCCGGGCGCUGCUGCGGCGCUUCCCGCGCAUCCUCCUGGUGGACCGGCUGCCCGGGCUGCAGGGCGCGCUGGACCUGCUGGCGGUGCUGUGCGUGGACGGCGCGGGGCGCGCGCGCCAGGCCGCCUGCUGCGUGGCGCGCCCGGGCACGCCGAGCCUGCUGCGCUUCGCGCUGGCCUCGCUGCUGCAGAGCGCGCCCGACGUCAAGGGCCGCGUGCGCUGCCUGACGGCCGGGCCCGAGGUGGCGGCGCAGCUGCCGGCCGUGCGCCAGCUGCUGCCGGGCGCGCGCGUGCAGAUCUGCCGCGCGCAGGGCCUGGAGACGCUCUUCAGCAAGGCCCAGGAGCUGGGCGGCGCCGGCCGCGAGGACCCGGGCCUGUGGCCGCGCCUGUGCCGCCUGGCCGGCGCCUCGUCGCCCGCCGCCUACGCCGAGGCGCUGGCCGAGCUGCGCGCCCACGGCCCGGCCGCCUUCGUCGACUACUUCGAGCGCAACUGGGCCCCGCGCCGCGACAUGUGGGUGCGCUUCCGAGCCUUCGAGGCGGCCCGGGACCUGGACGCGUGCGCCCUGGUGCGCGGCCACCGCCGGCGCCUGCUGCGCCGCCUGAGCCCCUCGCGCAGCGUGGCGCAGUGCCUCCGCGACCUGGUGGCCAUGCAGUGGGCCGAUGCGGCCGGGGAGGCGGCGCCCGAGGGCCCCGACGGCGGGGGGCCUUGGCCAGAGGGCGAGCCGGGGAGGGGAGCCCACGUGGAGAAGGAAAGGAUGAGGGGCCUGGAGAGCGGGGACUGGGCAGGGACCCCGAGAGAAGGAAGUAUUUGGCGAGGCGCCCAGUUGGAGAAGGAGCGGGCCCGAGGAGUGGAGGCCAGAGACCGGGGAGGGGCUCAGUUAGAAAGUGACUCGGGGAGAGGGUUGCAGGUCCAAGACUGGAGAGGGUCCCAGUCGGAGAACGAGCACUGGAGAGGGCCAGAGAUCAGAGACUGGAGGGGGACCCCGCUGGAGGCCGAGAAAGAUUGGGGACCAGAAGGUUACGUAGGGAGAGGGGCCUGGUUGGAGGACGGUGGGCCGAGAGCAUUGGAAGGGUAUACCUGGAGGAUGGCCCAGCUGGAGGGUGACAGCAUUAGGGUGCUGGAGACCACAGAGCGGAGGGGGGCCCCGUUUGAUCCCGAGAGGGCCAAGAGUCUUGAAGGGAGCACCUGGCGGGGGGCCCAGCUGCACGAUGAGAGGGCACACGGACUGAAAACCAGAGACUGGAAGGGGCCUCAGCUGGAAGCUGAGAAGGGAAGGGGGCUGGAGGUCAGGACCUGGAGGGGGCACCAUGUGGAGAAGCCCAGAGAGUUGGUCCCUGAGAAUGGAGACCAAAGGGGGCCCCCGUGGGGAGAUGAGAGGCAGAGAGGGCCAGAGGUUGGAGAAGAGAGGGAAGUGAGGUUGGGGGUCAAAAGAAGAAAGGAUCUGGAAGACGUAGUUCUGGUCCAUCUGGGGGACACGAGGGUGACGGGCCUGGAGAACGGAGAGGGAGCCCGGUCUGUGGGCCCCAAGGGCCGAGGAGAACAAGGGAUGGGGUGUGGGGGUGCAGGAGGGAGGUGUCUAGGGCUGGGGAACGGAGUCCCGUGUGGGCCCGCCGUGGGAACUGUGUGUGAAGGCGAUCCAGAAUGGGCAGGGACGCGGAGAGUGUGCCUGGCCGCUGGGGAGAGCCCGCAGGAAGGGGGUCAAGAAGAAGGUCCACGGGAACCAAAGAGGCCUUGCUGCCCCUCCGCAGAGGAGGAGGUGGACUGGGAGCCCCUGGCCAAGUUCCGAGCGGCCUGCGGGCCAGAGCUGGCGGAACUGGUGGCCGAAGAGCUGGCCUUCGCCAGGCAGCACGGGACCCGGGGCUUCCACUGGACUGGAGCUGGCUUUGCCCUUAAGGACGGAACCUCGGACUUCUUCCUGGACAGGGCCCUGACCCGCUGCAGCUGCUCUAUCCACGCCGCCCGCCGUCUGCCCUGCCGCCACCUCUUUGCGGCGCGCCUCCUCACGGGGGCAGCCUUAUUCCACAUGGACCUGCUCAGGGACUGCUGGGGGAGAGCCCCAGAGCCCUGACCCAUCGGGCCCCCGCCUGCCACCCUCCGCUGUGAGGGCAGGAGGGCGCUCUUCGAUCCCAAAGAUAACAGGGCUGAGGCCAAGGAGGCCACCUCAGUCCCUCUGGCCACUUCCUGUGUCAUCCAGGGACCUCACCUUGGCCGUUUGCCUCUCUGGGCCCUAGGGGAAGCUGACAGUGGUCUCUGAGGUCCUGGAGGCACAGUGUGGAAGAGGGUGGAGGCUAGGACGGCUCCUGAGGGCCUCCCUCAGGAGAGGAGAUGUGUGAUGAGACAGGGGAUAGAAGGGGGGGGCAGACGGGGGGCAGAAGGAAGGAGGGGACAAAGCUGGGGGAGGGGAGGACACCAGGAUACGGGGAGAGCCCAGGCAGGAGCAGAUGGUCCGUCCAGAGAGUGCAGGGGUGAAGGAGAAAGCAAAGGGGAGUGUCAGACAAACGGAAGGGGGGAGGAAAGAGGAGAGAAGCUCGCAGGGAGACCCGCGGAGAGAGGACAACAGAGGCAGAAAUGGGGGAAAGCAGAGGGAGGCAGGAGAGAAGGAGGCCAGGGUGGAGGACAGAGGGG